UCUCCAAAAUCACUUUUCUUUAUUACUGAAAUCGAGUUUCUUCUUCUCCGACAACAUCUUCAUCCGAACGCAGUUCUUGAAAUCGAACGUGGGGUGAGGAGUUCUUGAAAUAGCCAUGGAUGUGGUGGGUGAAAGCUCUUCGACUCAAAAUGAGGUAGGAGAAAAGCCUGUGAUUGUAAGAGUUAAGCGAAAAGUUGGACAGUCUCUGCUCGAUGCUUUCUGGUUGGAGAUAAAUGAAAAACCACUCAAACGGCCCACUCUGGGUUUAUCAAAGCUAUCUAUUUCAGAUUCGGGUGAGAGAGGUCCUUCUGUGGCAGAGGAUGUGAAACCGAAGAAGGUGCUAGUGCGGCAUUUGGAGACAGUCACGGACUCUGAAACCACCGCUGACAUUAUCCACUCUCUCUUUGAGUCUGAUCUUACUGAGAAAAGUUGCAGCAAAGGAAAGUCUGAGGAGCGGAAAUUUGCUUUCAAGAAAGACAAUAGAAAGGAACAGCGCCUGACCAAAUCUGUACAACAGCAACAGAUUGCUGCAAAGAAUGCUAGAUUUGAGCAAAUAUGGCGGAGUAGGAAGGGAAACAAGGAAGGCAUCCAUGAUAGGUGUCAUUUCUUUGACGUUAUUCGUGUUGAUGCUGAAGAAAGACAAGACAGUGAACAAGAGUUUACAUCCUUGGAGGACCAGAAAAUGCUCGCUAGUUUCUUGCCUCUCCUUAGAGAAUGUAUUCCAACAGCAGCUGAAGAGAUUGAAGCUGAUAUACAAUCUAGUCACAACGAAGAAUACGUUUAUGAUUAUUAUGCUGUGAACGAAGAGAUGGAUAUCAGCGAAGAUAGUACCAAGAAUCAGUUUCCUCUUGUCAUAGUAGAGGAUGAAGAAGAAUUCUGUGAUGGAUCUGAUGAAUCAGACUUUGACUCUGAAGAUUCAAACGCUGAAGAUCAUCCAAAGACCGAUUACCCAGAAGAGAUCUCCGAAGAUGACGAGGAAGAAGAAGAAGAAGAAGAUGAUGAUGAUGAUGAUGAAACAGAAAAAGAAAAGAGUGAAGCCUCUGAUGAUUCAGACGACGAGGAGACUUCACAAAGACAUGUGAGAAGGGUCCUUGGAGAUGACGAGUUUGAUGAUUACGAAGAGGAUGUGAAUGAUUAUAGGGAGAGCGACGAGGAGUUUGAAUCUUACUAAAUGGUCUUACCGGUGAAUCUUGUGUAGCAAAUGAAGAUUAUGUUUGAGAGACAGUGAAGACCAUUAAUGUAAAGGCUGUGAAUCAAAAUUACCGAUAAACAAAACUAACCAAAGAUUGGUACAUCGCUUGUAUGUCCUUUAUCAAUAGUAUCAGAAAAGAAAACAUUUGAGAGAGAUGAA
Molecule: messenger RNA, 1351 nt
Organism: Arabidopsis lyrata subsp. lyrata
Lineage: Eukaryota; Viridiplantae; Streptophyta; Magnoliopsida; Brassicales; Brassicaceae
Product: RNA-directed DNA methylation 4
Exons: 10
Coding region: 116-1171 (351 amino acids)
Source: RefSeq, a predicted model, not a curated record